AUGGAAGUGCUCAUUGAUUUAGGAAGACUUAUUGGGUCUCGACAAUUCAAGCUGGAGAAGAUACCACAUUUCCGCAAUCCUUCACAAGUCUGGGUGUUCCCCCGUUUGAUCGAAGACUGGUUUAUCACCCGCGGUCUCUUUUAUUGCGACAUGGACAUCACCCGGUAUGCGAAAAAAUGUAAGGACUACAUUACGGUUAGAGGAGAUGGAAAACAGGUUACCAAGACAUCACAGCCAGAAUUCCCUUACCCUAAAUACUAUCUCUUCAGCCAUAUGCUACCCCUCGCCGUUGGCAUACCUUCACAGCUCGAUGGAGUUCCUUCGGAAAUCAUCCAGUUUCUACGUGAGAAUCCACCAACUCCGGAUUACAAAGUAUACUGCCCCCCGGACUGGAUGCUACUCCGAGACGAGCCACCCGAUGAUCCACUGGAGAGGAUGAACUGGGUUCCAGAGGAGGUACCGUUCGAUAUGAGGGAUCGACGAUUUGCUCAUCGGUAUUACUUUGUUGAUGAGAGGGAGAAGAGGAUGGGAGGAGGACCUCAGUUUCCGCAGGUGGACUUGAGACCGGCGUUCUGGGAAGGGCGUAAGUGGGUUCUUAAGGAGGUGGGGGAGGGGAAUGAGUUUGAGCAUCUUCAUUUUACGAGGGGGAUGAGGAUGAAUUGGUAUGGAGUUGGGCUGUUGCCUGAUAUUUGA
Hymenoscyphus albidus is the source of this 693-nucleotide messenger RNA. NCBI's taxonomy places the organism in Eukaryota, Fungi, Ascomycota, Leotiomycetes, Helotiales, Helotiaceae. The record is from the annotation of a GenBank genome assembly.